Messenger RNA from Orbicella faveolata, 3483 nucleotides. Its product is annotated as potassium channel subfamily K member 3-like. Lineage: Eukaryota; Metazoa; Cnidaria; Anthozoa; Scleractinia; Merulinidae. The record is from RefSeq and is a predicted model, not a curated record. Gene Ontology annotation, molecular function: outward rectifier potassium channel activity; potassium ion leak channel activity. Gene Ontology annotation, cellular component: plasma membrane. Gene Ontology annotation, biological process: stabilization of membrane potential; potassium ion transmembrane transport.
AUGAAUUGCUCUCGCAAUCAUACCAUUACCUAUUGUCAUAAGCAACGUAUUUUCAAAAACAAUAAAAAGGUCGAGACAAGAUUUUCAACUCAUAAAUACCCUUUGGCUUCUGUUUCGAAGAGUCGAGAAAACAUUUUGGUCGCCUUACAUUGAUAAUGAUUUCCUGUAUGAGAUGCGCCUGCAGGGAAUCAUGGUUGUUGUAUAUUCAUCAAAACAAAUAUCUAGUCCAACAAAACAGCGUUCGAGUCAUUGCUGUAGAUGUCAUUCCAGUGUAAGUUGCGAAACGAGGAGUUUUCAGAAGGCAAGCAAUCGUCUACACUGUCCGCCAUCUUGGCCUGGACUUUAUUUUGAUGAAUACAACUGCUAUGAUUCCUGAUUGGCGCAUCUCCUCGAGGGAAUUGGGGAUGCAUUACUGGGAUCACAGGAUAAGUGGAUGGCGUGAGGAUAAGUGUCAAUAGUUUAUUUUGUGACGAACGCGAACAUGUAAAAACUGUCUUCGUCUUCGACCGGUUCUAGGCGCUGAAGGAACGUUUUCUGGAUUCUGUGAGUAUUGAUAUUCAGUCAAUAUUGCAACGGUUUAAUUAUUUACGACGAUGCAUGGCUCUUUGAAAAUGUUUCUUUCGUCUUACACGUAUGAUCAAUUUGGAAAACGCAUGUUAACGGUUUUAAUAGCCCUGCAAACAUUAGAAAUACAACAUGUUUGUUUAAAACGUCCGACGCCUCUCGCGAUUUUCUCAUCAAAAGGCUUGGAUAUUGAGAUAAAGCUAUGUUUUGCGUUAUGUUCUGACAUUCACCAUAUUCUAAAACAUGACGCACUACUACCGACAUUGUUUUUCUAUCGAUCUGGGUAUUUCCAUACUAAGCCAUUUUUGAUGAAAACCCACUUGUUUUCAACCUUAAAUGUGAGCGGUCUCAGAUAUCUCCGUUCUGAAAUUUUAACUUUUCAUGUCGUUGGCAGGUCCUUACAUCGCCGUCAGAAUUAAAACACAAGUCAUGUUGUUACUCAAUAUUUUAUCGGCCUCCACGUCGCUUUUUCAACGCCGUGUUGCAUGUCGGAAUUCUGUUCGUCUAAAUAAAGCGUUAGUUAUUUAAUAUGCAUGUGCUAUUAUUAAAAAACGGUAAAAACAAUGCAGCAUGUUUAAACGACGAACAAGUUUCGGCCAAGUUUUUAAAUUACAUUGCUCACAUUCAUCUCUCCAUUUCCAAAUCCAAAUACACUUGCUCGUACACGGAAUACGCCCAAAAGACACCAAGAUAAAUUGUUGAUUUUCACUGUCAUGCCAUCAAAAAUUCAUAAUCGUAACCAGUCAAUAAAUAAAUUCAAAAACCUGCUAAAUUUCACUCGAUUGAUAUACAAACGACCUCGCCAAGAUUAAGAUGCGGUUUUGCAUUCGCACUUCAUUCAAUUUUUUCGAGCUUCGUAUGGAGGGGCACCAAUAUGACGGCCGCAACAGAAACAUCUGUCAGUGAGUUUUGCUUUUAACACGCAAUUUUGUUACUCUAAAGCUCGGACACAUUGAAAUUAAUGCUUCUUCUUAUGAAAGAACUGUCCAGUUAGCAAAAAAGUAAGCGACAACUCAUCUAUGUCGUCACUAGUCUAUAAAUAAAGCCAAGAACCUGCUAGUUGUUACACGUUUGAUAUACAAACGACCUCUCCAAGAUUAAGAUGCGGUUUUUGAUUCGCACCAUAAUAAUUCGGAAAAAAAUGUUUCAAUUUUUUCGAGCUUUGUAUGGAGGGGCACGAAUAUGGCGGCCGUAACGCAAGAAAAACAUCUGUCAUAGAGUUUUGCUUUUACAACACACCUUUAUUACCUAAAGCUCGGACACAUCUUUUGUGAACCGUCCAUUUUUGUCAAAAAUCUAGUAGCAGGAACUGAGUUUCGUCCCUAUGACUUGUCCCACGAAUUCAAACUGGUUUAAAUUUAAGGCACAACUCGCCGGAAACCUACAAGUGAACUGUUCGUGGGACAAGUCGGGGUGAUACUCCCGGGACUUGUCCCCUCGUGCGUGCCGACCUUUAAAGUUAUGCUUCUGUUAAAAUCGCUGAAAGUAGGUAAGGACAUCAAACGCGCUCUUACAGAACAGAUUUUGUUGCUUCAUUUCAAUAGUAUAGUAAAUUGCCGACACAACUGGACUAUACCGAAUUUGUAAUCCGGACAUCUCCGAGAAACGCUGAAUGUGAACACUAAUAUAUACCAUUUGUUGUUGGGGGCUAUUGGAGCAACUCCGAGAGGAUUAUAUAUAGAAUUUCGUGUGAAGGAGAGGAAUGAGAAUUUGUCUAAAUGAAAUUGGAAGAAUGCCUUUUUGAAAAGCUUUCUUAAUUGCUCUGGCUACAAGAUGUGACAUGCAUCAGAAUGGUGAUAUCAGUAUUUUUAUAAUAAUAGAUUGAUCAGACAUUACUUGAGAUGGACCCCAAUGCAUUCAAAUACUCCUUUUGUCCUUUACCUCCAGGUAAACAAUGAAGAAGCUUCUCAUCAAAAGCUUUUUCAGGCUUAUUUUCUCCUAUGUCUACGCCUUUGUUGGAGGAUGUAUUUUGUAUGUAAUUGAAAGGAAACCUGAAACCAAUGAAGAGAUUUCUUCAAGACUUUCGAUAAAACUUCAUCGAGACUUUACCAAUCAAUUUAACAUUUCAAUAAACGAAAGCGAUUUUAAAUGUUUCAUGCAGAAAGCCUUUGAGGUCGUAACGGUUGGAAACAAAAUGGACUGGAGCAUUCUUAGUGGUCUUAGUUUUACGAUGACGUCAUUGACAACCAUUGGUUAUGGCCACAUUACACCAGAAACUCCACUUGGACAAAUUGUCACAGUGCUGUAUUGUAUAAUUGGUCUUCCUGUGGCGAUGCUUGCAUUAAAAACACUCGGAGAAGUAGUUUCUAAGAUAGUUUACAAGUUCAUCUACCUGGUGGAGACAAAGAUACUUUGCAGGAAAAGACCUCGAAGGGUUAAAAUAAAAACCUUUUUGACAACAUUUACGCUAAUGAUUUUGACCUUGUGUGCUGGCGGACUGACGCAAGUGUACCUGGAGGGCUGGACUUUUAUAGAAGGCUUUUACGCUUGGUUCGUCACACUCUCUACAAUUGGCUAUGGUGACUAUCUGCCCGCUUUGGAUUUACUUCGUAAGGCAAAGAAAUCUACAGACUCGGAGAUAAGCCUUUUGCUUAUCAUCUCCGCAUCUGCGCUACCCUGCCUAGCGGGGCUCUGCAUGGUCUCAGGGGUUCUUAAUUCGCUCGUUGAAGUGGUUGAAGAGUCUAGAAUCGUUAAAAACUACAAAAUGAUCAUGAAGAAAACUGAAAAAUUGAAAGAAGAACGAGAUGAGCUCAAGUUUUCUAGUGGACAUAAAAAAGAGAGUGAUCAUGAUGACGAAUUUGUUUUAACCAUAAUACCUAAAAGGCCACGAUCAGCCUCAAUUUAACUCGAGUCACAAAUCAAGAAAAAAUGCCGUGGCCCUGGGAGACCAAGUGGUAUAACCCUAGUUUAACGAUCAGC